UGAUAAAGCCAACUUUUUUCCAGUGUUAAAUUUAAAUGCUUCUUAAGAAAAAGCUAAUAAAAACAUUUAAGAAAUAACAUAUUUUUCUUUGUGCCCAGUUAAUAUUUAAUUUACUGACAUCAUCUGAAUGCUCUAUAGGAUUUAAGAUUGGUUUUAAAUAUAGUGCUUACCAUAAAGUGAAUCUAAACUUUCUACCUUAAUCACAGGGGUCACAGGGGAAAAAAGAGAAUAUAAACCUAAGGUAACAAGGGAUGUUAUGGAUUUCCCAUGAUUAACAACUUUCAGUUUCUUCAGUUGGUAAUCAAGGCUUUGUGCUUCAGGUUAGAUUUUAUACUUGCUUGCUGUUUGAACAGCACUGUGGCUACAUGUUUAUUAGUAUUUGGUUGAGUUCCUUCCAUUGUGUUCAUGUAGAAAUUGUCUCACAUUUCUAAUUCAAAAGAAGACAAAAUGAAAGUUAAUUUUUAAAGGUUGAUGGGCUUAUUAUUUUCUUGAAUUGUCCCUCAGGAGGAAUAUUUAUGCUGUAUUAAUAAGAUAGGUAAACUAUGACUACAGAAAUUGAAUGCUACCUACAAAUGCAAAAACCCUUCCAGAAGACCUGUACAAUGUGUUAUUACUUAGGGGCUUUCCUAUGUACAAAGAAAGCCAAAGCAUAUGGUAAUAAUAAAGCAUCUGCUUCAAAGGUCUGCAUCCAUGUUUGUUUAUAGAUGGUCUGUAUAUUUAACUGCUAUAUAGCACACGUGAAUUUAUCUUUGGAUACUUAUUGAUCAUAAAGAGAACAAUGACAUAGAUGUUACUGUAUAUAACUAUAUAAUUAUGUAGUAUCUACAUAAAUAUGUUAUAUGUAAUAUAAAAUCAUCUUUUUAUUUAUAGCUUCCUUAUUUAUUUAUAACUGUAUAUGGUAAGUGUGUAGUUUUUGGAUAUCAGGCAUCGUAACUUCUAUUAUACUUUCUUUGCAAGAAGCAGACUAAUCAUAUUUAGAAAUAAUGUGAUAGUACCAUUAAGGCUGGAAAGAAAUAUAGAAUUCAAUUAAUAUUACAACUUCAUUUUAGAAACAAGAAAAUGGGCUCACAUAGGUCAAGAAAUUUGCCCACAAUAUAGAACUAGGACUAGAACCCUUUUAUUUUAUUUUUACUUCAAUGCUCUCAGACUGAUUACAUUUCCUAGUAUGGAUUAGAGCAGCUCAAUAAAAUCAGUGAUUUCCUUGUAACUCUCUUCUCCUUCCUUAUCACUGCUCAGGGAGGAAAAGAAAAAGGUGAUUUUGCUCCCUGGAAGUAUUUGGAGAGUGUCAGUACUACAGAUUUUAUCCUCGCUUCGUGACAUUUGAUGUUUAUUAUUAUGGAUCAUUCAACUGAAGGCAUGCAUAUUACUCAUUUCUCUCCUUUUAUUACAUGUACAUAUUAAAAACAUUCUAAUCAGGCUUUGAAAUGAUUUAGAGUAUUACAAAUCUCUGACCUGGAAUCUUAUGACAUUAUUGAUUUAAUAGGAACUUGUUAAUGAUUCAGAUACAGGAAGGUCUCCAAAACAAGUUACACUAAAACAUAAGUAUUCUCUUUAGCUGUAACUUGAAUAAGAGUUACUGCAGUGUAAGCCUGUCUUCUAAAAGAAAACAAUUUUUAAUGUCAUUUAUUUUCAGCUGUUCACAAAUUCUUUUAUACUUGCUUUUCUUUCUUUUUACUUUUAUAAAUUCAAAUUUCAUCAUAUAAUAUAUAAACCAUAGGCUCCUGGGCACUUUGGAGGGGCUUUUAUUAAAAAAUAUGUGGAUGUGUGUGUAUUUCCAUCUAUUUUUUUUUCCAAGAGAUGUUUCCUUUUAGUUGGAAAGCCACAUUUGGGUACAGACAUCUGGGUAUAAUGUCACAAGCAGAAAUUAGCAAUUUUUGUUUUUCUAACUUUUGUAGCUCUGGUCAGUUUCACAUGGGCUUCUAUCAGUUGAAAUGGCAUCUUCAAAUUCAGCCAAGGGGAGGUUAUUAGGUUAUAAGUGCUAAAAAUGAUGAGUCGUCUCCACACUUUGUCCAGCAUGAAUAAAAGCAAAAUUGUAAAAUAAUUAUAAUCUGAAACAGAGCCAGCCAUGCAACCCGAGCCUAUCUUUCUUCAUUAAUUUGUAUACAGUUCUUAUUUUAAGAGAAGAAACUUUCAGAGGGUACUCACAUGGGACUGCUGAACCAGCUGUACAACUUUUAUUUUGAAGAAAAAAAGUUGAGCCUCAGAACGGUCUGUUUUAAAGACAGGGAGGGACUUAGCCGUUCUGAGCUUGACCAGCAUGUGGAAGGAGAGCUCUCAUGGCUGCGAUAACUUAGGGAAUUCCUACCUGGGUGGCACUUGGGGCAGGAAGUUUUCUGUUUGUUUUGUUCUGUUUCAGGGGGUCCCGUGCACUUCUCUUGCCUGGAUCAACGUGACUCUUGGUGGUUUUUGCACACCCUGCGCUGUGGGGGAGUGCCCCAACGUGCCUGUCUUAUGUGGCCUCUAUGGACACACUGCCCAGCUGGCAGAGAGCAGGGAAGUUUUCUCCCAGCACCCCAAAAGAGAAAGAGGAAACUACCUUUUCUUUCUGGCCUCCUUGCAGCACAAUAGAACAGGAUAAGCUUCCACAUUUCCCCUCUGGAGUUUCUGGAGUGGUUUCCAGGAAGAAGUUAAACCUUCACCUUUAAAUGGAUGACCAUGUCACAAUCAGGAAGAAACAUCUCCAAAGACCCAUCUUUAGACUACGAUGCUUAGUGAAGCAGCUGGAAAGAGGUGACGUUAACGUCAUUGACUUGAAGAAGAAUAUUGAAUAUGCAGCAUCUGUGCUGGAAGCAGUUUAUAUUGAUGAAACAAGAAGACUUCUGGAUACUGAAGAUGAGCUCAGUGACAUUCAGACUGAUUCAGUCCCAUCUGAAGUCCGGGACUGGUUGGCCUCUACCUUUACACGGAAAAUGGGGAUGACAAAAAAGAAACCUGAGGAAAAACCCAAAUUUCGGAGCAUUGUGCAUGCUGUUCAAGCUGGAAUUUUUGUGGAAAGGAUGUACCGAAAAACGUAUCAUAUGGUUGGUUUGGCAUAUCCAGCAGCUGUCAUCGUAACAUUAAAGGAUGUUGAUAAAUGGUCUUUCGAUGUAUUUGCCCUAAAUGAAGCAAGUGGAGAGCAUAGUCUGAAGUUUAUGAUUUAUGAACUGUUUACCAGAUAUGAUCUUAUCAACCGUUUUAAGAUUCCUGUUUCUUGCCUAAUCUCCUUUGCAGAAGCUUUAGAAGUUGGUUACAGCAAGUACAAAAAUCCAUAUCACAAUUUGAUUCAUGCAGCUGAUGUCACUCAAACUGUGCAUUACAUAAUGCUUCAUACAGGUAUCAUGCACUGGCUCACUGAACUGGAAAUUUUAGCAAUGGUCUUUGCUGCUGCCAUUCAUGAUUAUGAGCAUACAGGAACCACAAACAACUUUCACAUUCAGACAAGGUCAGAUGUUGCCAUUUUGUAUAAUGAUCGCUCUGUCCUUGAGAAUCACCAUGUGAGUGCAGCUUAUCGACUUAUGCAAGAAGAGGAAAUGAAUAUCUUGAUAAAUUUAUCCAAAGAUGACUGGAGGGAUCUUCGGAACCUAGUGAUUGAAAUGGUUUUAUCUACAGAUAUGUCAGGUCACUUCCAGCAAAUUAAAAAUAUAAGAAACAGUUUGCAGCAGCCUGAAGGGAUUGACAGAGCCAAAACCAUGUCCCUGAUUCUCCACGCAGCAGACAUCAGCCACCCAGCCAAAUCCUGGAAGCUGCACUAUCGGUGGACCAUGGCCCUAAUGGAGGAGUUUUUCCUGCAGGGAGAUAAAGAAGCUGAGUUAGGGCUUCCAUUUUCCCCACUUUGUGAUCGGAAGUCAACUAUGGUGGCCCAGUCACAAAUAGGUUUCAUUGAUUUCAUAGUAGAGCCAACAUUUUCUCUUCUGACAGACUCAACAGAGAAAAUUGUUAUUCCUCUUAUAGAGGAAGCCUCAAAAGCUGAAACUUCCUCCUAUGUGGCAAGCAGCUCAACCACCAUUGUGGGGUUACACAUUGCUGAUGCACUAAGACGAUCAAAUACAAAAGGCUCCAUGAGCGAUGGGUCCUAUUCUCCAGACUACUCCCUUGCGGCAGUGGACCUGAAGAGCUUCAAGAACAACCUGGUGGACAUCAUUCAGCAGAACAAAGAGAGGUGGAAAGAGUUAGCUGCACAAGGUGAAUCUGAUCUUCUUACGAACUCAGAAGACUUAGUAAAUGCUGAAGAAAAACAUGCUGAGACACAUUCAUAGGCCUGAAACACCUUAAAGACUUCUGUUAUUUUAAACAUGAGAGGACAGCAUGAAAACAUCAUAAAGUCUCAACCUUCCACAAAGCUAUAGCUCCUGUUUCAACACAGAAUUGGAUUGGGCCAUUUUAAUUGAACCCUAUACAAGGAAUUAAGAAGAACAUAAAUUCUGAGCUAGUAACUCUGGCCAAAUAAAUACAUUCAAGUUCUUAUCAGAGUUUUUGGCCAGUGCUUCUGCCAUUUUUUUCCCUCCGCAAUUUGGCCUUCUUCAAUCAAGCCAGAGAAAUUUUUGAGACAAAAGUCGGACAGUUUUUAAUUUUUCUUGCUCUGGACCCAGUCAUAAUGAUUGUGCAAUGCGUGUGCAGCAGAUGAAAUAAUUUAAAAUUUACUUCCUUGCACUGUCUUACAGAGUGCUAUAACUAUAAUUUUUCAAGGUCUUAAAUAAAAGGAAGCAAAAACAAAAUUAUGGAAAAAAAAUCUUUUUGCAGUGAUGGGGAAUGGACUAUUUAGAUUGUCCUUCUUAUUUCAAAUGCAUAGGAGCAAAAUGACAGGUGUGACUGCCGAGGAGUUGGUUGAAAUGCCAGAGCAAUUCUACAAUCCAACAAUGGAGCAUCAGAACCCCAGCUAGGUGACCUGAGGAACACUUCAUGGUAAAUUCUCAUGCUAAGAAAUAGCAGUGAAACCUUUCUCUGAACACUGUGGGCCAGCCUGUGUCCAUCCCCGUGGUUUCAAAGCACGAAUGCAUAACGUCCAUAGGUGUGGUUACAAGCAAGUCACAUGCUAUCUGCAGUUCAUGAUAGGACCAUCAGCCAUUGGUGGAGACAGACACUAGAAUGGAAAAUGAAAUUUGCCUGUGGGGUGUUUAUCCCAUAAGGAUGUAACAAAACAUAUUACCAGCCAAGAAAUAAGAGACAAGAAUGUGUAUGUGUGUUCAAAAAUGUCUAUGAAAAUGAAAGCCCACACUUUUCUGUACAGAUAACAUUAUUUGACGUGACUUUUAUAUUUUACUACACAGAAACAAACUGCAGCCCUCAGAGGCCCUGCUUCCUUGUCGUGUUUUGCCUGAGCAUGUGCAAAGUCUUUCCUUUGCUCAAAGCUGAAAAACUACCUUUAUGUAUUAUUAGCUGACAACAAAUCUCAAGCACAAUUAGAUGUGGUAACUUUUCACUGUACAAGCAUUGCAAUAAUUGUGAGCUUCAGUGAAUUUGUCUUUGUGAAAGGUAGAAAUUGGAUGGAAAGAAUCAAGAGUAGCCAUCAAUUAAAUCGUGCAAAGGAGGAUCCAUCCAUCCUAACAAGUUUUCUGCUGCACCUGCUUCAUUCCUGGGUUCCACAAUGCUAAGCAAUAUUUUAGAAAAGGAUACAUUCAGAAGCUUUUAAGCCUAAGUGGUGAGAUUUUAUAACUCAUAACUUAGAUCUCUCUUAAUGUGUAAGCCAUAUUCUAUAUGCAUAUUUAGUAUGCAUCAUUCAUUGUAAUUUAAGAUAUAUUUGGGUAUAGGCUGUAUAAAAUGCUUUUAAUUGUUCUGUGAAUAGAUCCUUAGCUUUAGUUUCACCAAAAUCUCAUGCAAAACACAGCUAAAUAAUUGAAUUGUAUCAUAGACAUUACAAUGUAAUUGAUAUUUUAAACGUAAGCAGUAAGAUUGAUCUAUAAUAACGUGCUGGGGGAAAACAUUUAUAGAUAUGUACAUCAUGGUGACUUAUUAUCCUUUCAAAUGGACUUUUUAUUUCUAUUUAUGGAAAGACUGUAACUGCUGCUUUGAAUGUCUUUUUAAAACAAGGCAUUAACCAGCUAGAAAAUAUUGUGCAUUUAAUAGAAUCUAUCUGGAGGGUCUAAUUACUAUUGUUCCUAUUUGAGCCAGUUGUCUUUCAGUAAAGCUAUAGAAUCUCUCAAAGAAGGAGUAAAUAUAAAUGCUACUUCUCAAAUGUCAUAGGAAGCAUAUCCACUUUGUUUCUAUUAAUAUUUUAAUAUCUAUAAGACCUUAUUACUAAAAUAAUAGAAUAUAAAGAAUUCAUCAAUUUAUGUACUUGGGAUUUAACCUAAUUUUCCAGGUUUUGCUACUUAUAAAGCACUGUGACCAAAUUUCCAGAAAGAGUGCAGAACAAAAACAGUUUCACUCCUUCAGAAGAAUUGUCACACUGCUGCUGUACUUACUUUCCUAAUCUCUAUCUGCUACACUCCCUCCUCUUUCUUUUUCUUUUAAGCUUUCAUAUUUCUUCCUUCCCUUGUUAUCCUCUCUGUAAGACAGCUACUACUUAGCACUAAUUAAUAGAAAGUCAGAGUGGAGGUCAUCUGUGCCUGUCCCUUCUGCAAACAUUAAUAUUGAGCCCAUCUGAAGAGAGGGAUUGAUGAGUUAGGCUGCUGCACCUUGAAUGUCCUGCUUUGCAUUUUAAACCUCAACUCCCCAACAUAUGUAUUCUGCAAGUUUAUAUGCCUUUUCAUUUAACCAAAACCUCUUUUAUUUAAUUUUUAACAUGACAACCUACAAUUCUUGUGUUUUUAUUAUGGUGUAUUUCUCUGUUUUUCUUAUUACAUGUGAUUGCUAAAUAAAUCAUAUUUGAGGGAAAACCUUGUGAAACAUUUGGUGUUUUAUGUAAUUUAAUUUAGUGGGGCAUUGAAAAGUUGGAGAAAUUGGGUAAAACCUAAAGGAGACCAACUUAAAAAUUGAUAUGAGUUUUGUGAGAAAGUGCUUUUUGCUCUAUUGAAGAAAUACUUAUUGAUUUACUUAUUAUUAUACCUGCUAUUCUUAAGCUCCUGGCUGGAAGCAUGGUGCAUAUAUGAAUAUGGAAACCCUUCCUCUAGAAAUUUCAAGUCUCAUAAAGGAGAAAAUCUACACAGACUAUAAUUUAUACAUAAUAACUAGGACACCACAUAAAAAAGUAACCAGUUGCAAAUAAAAUGCACCAAUGGAUAUAUGAGGAGGUAAAAAACUGCUUCUGUCUUCAGAGCUUUAUAGACUAAGUGGUGCAUCAGUUGGCAUUUAAUAAAUAAAACAAAAGCUUACAAACAUUG
Sapajus apella (tufted capuchin) is the source of this 7238-nucleotide messenger RNA. RefSeq names its product phosphodiesterase 1A (gene PDE1A). The transcript is spliced from 15 exons. Bases 2646 to 4235 code for a protein of 529 amino acids. Gene Ontology annotation, biological process: signal transduction. Lineage: Eukaryota; Metazoa; Chordata; Mammalia; Primates; Cebidae. The record is from RefSeq and is a predicted model, not a curated record. Gene Ontology annotation, molecular function: 3',5'-cyclic-nucleotide phosphodiesterase activity.